Messenger RNA from Hansenula ciferrii, 2598 nucleotides. RefSeq names its product oxysterol-binding protein related protein OSH3 (gene OSH3). The transcript has a single exon. The record is from RefSeq and is a predicted model, not a curated record. Lineage: Eukaryota; Fungi; Ascomycota; Saccharomycetes; Phaffomycetales; Wickerhamomycetaceae. Gene Ontology annotation, cellular component: plasma membrane; cytosol; intracellular membrane-bounded organelle. The coding region runs from base 1 to 2598 and encodes 865 amino acids. Gene Ontology annotation, molecular function: sterol binding. Gene Ontology annotation, biological process: exocytosis; ER to Golgi ceramide transport; endocytosis.
AUGGAAACCAUCGACGUCCAUUCCAAGUCCUUCGUCGUAAAGUGGAUUCAGAUACCGGAUCAUUCCACUGUGAUUUUCCAAUUGAAACCAAUCAAAAGAUCAAUCAAUUUUAGUAUUUAUAGAUCAUUAACUUCAGAAACUUAUGCUUCAAAUCAAAAUUCACCUCAUUUAAAACCAGUGGAUGAUCAUCAACAUGGUCCUAGUGGCAUAAUUGAUGAAUCAAAUAAUAGUUCAUCCACUUCAUUAAACAGGAAAAGAUCAAAUUCAGUAUUAUCUUUAGAAGAGAAAUUAAAACAAUCUUCAAUGUUAAAAUUUAAUUCUUAUGGUACUUUAAAUGGUAAUCAAUUAUUUAAAAAUGAAAUUAAAGUUGAGAAAGGUGGUAUGUUUGCUUUUAUAUUUGAUAAUACAUUUGCUAAAAGUUAUUCCAAGAAAGUUUUAUUCAAUAAAUUCUUUAUUGAAUCAGAUAAUGGUAUAUCAUCAAGAAGACCAACUUUAACUUCUUCAUCAUCUUCAAUAAAUUUACCAAAUCCUGGUCAAUUACAUCCUAAAAAGGGUCAAUAUUUACAAGGUUAUCUCCUCAAGAAGAAGAGAAAAAAAUUACAAGGUUUUACCAAAAGAUUCUUUAUAUUAAAUUUUAAAUAUAAUACUUUAAGUUAUUAUAUAAAUGAAUCUUCUUUGAAAACUAGAGGUGAAAUGCCAGUUAAUUUAUCUACAAUUUCUGCAUUUAAAGAUGAAAAUACAUUUAUUAUUGAUUCAGGGAUGGAAAUUUGGACUUUGAAAACUUUAAAUAAAGAAGAUUGGGAUAAUUGGACAAAUGCUUUAAAUUUUAUAAAAUUUAAUAGUAAUGUUAGUACUGGUCCAAAUACUGGUAUAAGUAGUCAAAAUAUUAAAAAAUUAACACCAAUUGAAUCACAUGAUCCACAUUUAAAUCCAUUAGAAUCAAUUGAUUUACAAAUUGAUAAAAUUUCAAAUAAUUUAAAUGAAAAUGAAAUACAAACCACUAAACUACAAUUAAAUGAAUUAUCAUUAUACGUUAAAUCUCUAUUAUCACAGAAUAAAUCCAAUGAUCAAAAAGCACAACCAUUUGCAAAAGAAUUAAGUCCAACUGGAACUUCAAUUUUCAGUCAAGAAUUCUUUGAUGCUCAAGAUUUUAAAAAUUUUAAUAUAAAUCAUGAUAAUAAUAUUACAAUUGAUGAUAAUUUAGAUUAUGAUUAUGAAUUUGAUGAUUUAGAUGAUGAUGAUAUUGAUAAUCAUGUCAUCUUAUUACCAGCUUCCAAUAACAAUAGAAAUUCAAAAUUAAAAUCUUUAAGAAAUCCAAGUUUCCAAGUUGAUGAUGCAUCAAGUUCUUCAUCAUCAAAUGUUUCACUAACAACUGAAUUAGAAACUUCUAAAACCCUUGAUUUGAAUGAUGAUAAUGAUGAUUUAACUCCAUUACCAAUAAAUGAAACUAUUAAAAGAAGAAAUGAUAUACCAAAUUCAAAUACUUCACCACAAAGUUUAUUUACAUUUUUAAGGAAAAACGUUGGUAAAGAUUUAUCAUCAAUUUCAAUGCCUGUUACUUCAAAUGAACCUAUAACUAUAUUACAAAAAAUUGCAGAAUCAUUUGAAUUUACUCAAUUAUUAGACCAGGCUUCCCUUGAAUCACAACCUGACGUCAAAAUUUUAAAAAUUGCAACUUUUGCUAUAUCAAACUUAAGUAGUUCAAGAGUUAAAGAAAGAAAUUUAAGAAAACCUUUUAAUCCAAUCUUGGGUGAAACUUUUGAAUUAAUUAGAGAAGAUUUAGGUUAUAGAUUUAUUGCAGAAAAAAUUAAUCAUAAACCUCAAAUUUUUGCAAUUAAUUGUGAAUCUUUAAAUUGGGAGAUUUCAUUUUGUUUAAAUCCCGAACAAAAAUAUUGGGGGAAAUCAAUGGAAUUAAUAAAUAAAGGUAUUGUUACUUUAAGAUUUAAAAACUCGGGAGAAAUUUAUAAAUGGCAUCAACCAAAUACAAUGUUAAAAAAUAUAAUGGCUGGUGAAAAAUAUACAGAACCAAUAAAUUCUGUUACAAUUUCUUCAUCAGUUGGUCUUAAGGCUAUUGUGGAAUUUAAAAAACCAACAGGUGGAUUUUUCAAUCAAGCAAAAUCUGAAGAAUUAAUAAUUAAAGUUAUUGGUAAUGGAUCUAAUCAUCAUGUCUUGGGGAAAUGGACAGAAUCAUUAUCACUUAUAAAUGAUCAAAAUAAAUCUUCUCAAAUAAUAUGGUCUGCAUCUGAAUUAAUUAAAAAUUAUGAAUUAAAAUAUGGUUUUACAAAAUUUACAUCAAAUUUAAAUCAAAUCACAUCAAUUGAAGAUGGUUUUAUACCAAAAACUGAUUCAAGAUUUAGACCUGAUGUUAAAUCAUAUGAAUCUGGUGAUUUCAAUAAAGCUGAAACUUUAAAAUUACAAAUUGAACAAAGACAAAGAGAUAAAAGACAAGAAUUAGUUGAAAAAAAUCAAAUACAUAAACCUAAUUGGUUUAAAAAAAUUGGUGAUGAUGAAUUAAAUUAUGAAUUAAUUAAAGGUGAUCAAAGUUAUUGGAAUAAAAGAAAAAAUCAUGAUUGGAAUGAUAUUGAAGAACUUUGGUAA